Messenger RNA from Cylindrotheca closterium, 384 nucleotides. Lineage: Eukaryota; Bacillariophyta; Bacillariophyceae; Bacillariales; Bacillariaceae. The record is from the annotation of a GenBank genome assembly.
AUGAAUCCUUCUACAACUGAAAGGAACUGCCAAGUGACCGCUUCCGUUUUCAUCGGCGAUGAUGGCAACACAAUGAAUGAUACUGUCUCAGCAGACCAGAUGAGCCCGAAUCCAAUGCCAAGCCUGCUUUCCAUUCUGAAUGGCGACAUCAUCAGCCAUAAUGAUGCCAUUCCAAGAGCAACAAACAGUACGACAUGCCCAUAUCCACUGCCCGAAGGACAGUGUCCUCUCCCUUUUCACUCAGAAGAGGAACACAAGAAACACCUAGUUUCCAUUCUCGACCAAGCUCUUGCAGUUCUCGAGACUUCCGACUUUAUGGAUACAGGCGCAUCCGAUUUUCCAUCUGGUUCCUCUACUUUCACUUUUGAACUAGCACGGCAGUAA